Frankliniella occidentalis (western flower thrips) is the source of this 7940-nucleotide messenger RNA. RefSeq lists its product as uncharacterized. The coding region runs from base 164 to 7810 and encodes 2548 amino acids. The record is from RefSeq and is a predicted model, not a curated record. Lineage: Eukaryota; Metazoa; Arthropoda; Insecta; Thysanoptera; Thripidae. The transcript is spliced from 44 exons.
GUCGAGGAUCGUGUGUGGGGGGCUCAGUUUGAAAUUUGAAACAUCAAAAUGACAGCUGCUGUGAACGCAACUAACUAACGUUGACCUGUAAUGAAGAUGAAUUAAUUUGAUGUAAUGAAGCUUUCAAUAACUUAGGAUAGAGGAGUCGAGAAGUGCUCCAAAAAUGGCUGGGGACGGUAGCUGCUGCAACAUGAAUGGGUUGGAGCGCCGCUACCACAGUCUACGAGCUCAUCUUGAUGAACUAGGAUUCCGACAACCCCUUGCCAUUGAGUGUGUGCCACUUGUGGAAGCACUCUUUAAAGACCUUUUGCAUACUACAUCAAGUCUCGAGAACUAUAAAAAGCAAGCUCAAGAAUUGGAUGAGCAAGUUCGAGUGUUGAAUAAAGGUGUCCAGCCAUUUCGCACGGACAACGAACGCCUCGUACGGCAGAUUACGGAAUUAAACAAGCAGAUCACUAAAAUCAAAGAGGAGGCAGAAUCAUCAGUUGGUGAUGCUAAAGCUCGGUGUAGGAAACUUGAACAUGAAAAUGCUGAUCUACAGUUCCUUGUCAGUCAACACCUGUCUCGAAUUAGAACCUUAGAGGUGGAGUCAACGGAGAAGUCGAAAAAGCUUCUAAGCCUUCAAAGUGCACCUAGUAUAUCAAUAGGAAAGAAAAAAUCAGGACUUAAUUCUCAGACAAAAGUUGAGAUUUUAUCUUCAAUUGGCCCUUCUAAAAAGCAACCCCCAGGUCGACCAUGGCUUGAUGUGUUUAGUGGUGCCUUAACUCAAACUGAAGACCCAUUUGUUGUCAACAUGGUGGAUCGAUCCCAAGCUGAGUUGCGAGCUGCUCGUUAUGAAAUGAAAUUGUUGAGAGAAGAGAAAGAAAAACUUUCUGAAACAAUUUCUUCUUUAAAACAACAGGUUCGUGAUAGGGAUCUGGAUAUAGCUAAACUGCACACACAAGUGGAGAACAAUCGGUGUCAUCCUUCAGCUCGUGAUCCUGAAAUCAUGAAAGAUGACUACACCAUUGCCAAUCUUAGGGCAACUAUUGUCUCACUUGAGGACUCAAAUAAUAAUUUACGCACCCAGCUUCAAGAUGCAUUGCGUAAACAACAUGAGGCUAUGAUGAGAGCUGUACACCUAGCAGAGCGUAAUCAAGUUCUCACAAAUGAAAUUAGAAAUGUGGAUAACGUAGCAAUGCGUGUGGAGGAUUCUUGUAACCAUACUGUCAAAGAAACAUCACAGAGAAUUAUAGACCUCCAGGAACAACUUUCACACUACCAAAAGAUGGUUGCAGAUUUAGAGAGAACUGGUGUUGAAGCUAGAUGUAAUGCACAAAAUUUGUCAAUUGAUCUAGAGAAAUUAAGACUUGAAAACAAACAUCUUCUUGAAACUCAACAGUUUAGAAAUACACAAAGUCAUUUGCAGACUGAUAGAGUUGAAAUGUCUCGACAACAACAUAUUGAGAAAGAGUUAACCAAGGAAAUUGAGAAUUUGGUGGCUGCAGUGACCUAUCAAAAACAGAAAAUAUCUGAACUUGAAGAAAAAGUUGCUCUUACAACUGCAGAAAAUCAAGCAGCUUCCAGUGCACCUGUGUCUGGCACUGGUUCUGGCAGUGCAACCUCUAAAGGUUCCUCCAACUCUAGCUCUGGAAGAUCAGGUGUAGCAACUGGUUCUUCCAAAGAUGAACGUUGGUUAAACAUUCCAAAGAUUUCUUGCCAUGUCUCCCCAAAAUCAGCUAGUAGCAAGAGAAACAGCUGCACUUCUCCCACCCUUGUACUUUCCUCUUCACUUCUGACUACCAACAAGACAGCCUGGCCUGGCAGGAAAUCUACCCCUGGUGUGGGCUUUGAUAAUGGUACUGAUUCAAGAGAGCACAGACACAUUCCCAAGGAAAAUAUUUAUAUUGAUGUGGAGUCCUCCCUCAGUCAACACAGCAGUCACUCUGCAUCAGAGCCUGCAUCAGUAGCGUUACAAUCACCUAUUUCAGUCUCUCAAAGAGCUAGUGAAUUUACAACAUCCAGUGGGAAGACAAAAAGCACACUCUCAACAGUUUUGUCUAUCGAUCAGGCAACUGUUUCUACUGAAGAACCUACACCUACAUCUUACACAACUUCUACCAUUGAUGCGCCUCCUCAGAUUGAAAUUGAGGAGGAAACUGUCAAAGACCAUGGGUGGCACAGUGCUGACAGGUACCCACGAAGUGAAGGACAGUAUAACAACCCUCGUAGCAGUACAGAUAAUUUAAAUGCUUCACGGUUACCCCGUAAUCGCAUGCCUCGCCAGAAGAAGCAAUCCACUGCCAAGAAGACUGUUACUCAUGCUCCUUCCAGCAAAAAUCCAAGUGGAGACAAUGGCAAGGCUCGCUCAUCAAACCGAAGUGCUGGCAUCCAGACAGACAUGAAAAGGAUAGACUCUAAAGAAGUUCAGGUAAAUCUUCGGCAUGAGCCUCCAGAAAGAGAGACUGCACAAUCAUAUUCUGGUGAUAGAGGAGAUAGGUACAAAGAAACGGAGUACAGAAAAGAGAAGAGGAGGGACUUUAAAUCAAAGAGGGAGGAGGAGGUGGAAGAAUAUACUAGUGAGAGAUACACUGAAGAAGGUCAAGAGAGAUGGAGUCAGGAAUCAAGAAAAGAUCAAGAAAGAAGGGCAAAAGAUAAGAGUCGGAAACAAGAUGACCAUGGUUCUGAUAGAUCCCAACCAACACAGAAGGUUGACAGAGGUAGUCAGAGUGAAGAAGUUGGACCAAGCAAAUCUAAUGCUAGCCAAAAUAAUAAUAAUAUUAAUCAUCAUCAUCAUCCAUGUAUGGAUGGUGCUGGUGAUGGACCUUGGAAUGUGAAGUCGCCUCCAGAUUUAUGUCCUAUUAUUAAAACUCUUGAAGCAGAACGCAACUUUUUUGAAAAAGAGUAUCUCAGAAUCCGAGAAUAUCUUGACAACUUGCCUGAAAAACUUGGUAGCACAGAUUUGUUGUGGAAGUUACGAGAAGCUCAUGCUGAACUUGACGUGCUGAGAGCUGAAAAUCAUAGACUUUCUAAGGAAGUUGCUGAUUUGUCUGCUGUUUACAAAUGUGAAGCUGCAGAUAGUCGAUCUCACUCAGAUGCAAACCGGGCUCUUGCAGAAAAGUAUACUAAGGUUCAGCAAAGGCUGGCUGAAAAGGAGAGGGAACUGCUACUUGUGUGUGAAGAAAACCAUUCUUUACUUACUGAGAGGGAUUCCCUACGUCUUCUUGCACAAAGAGAAAGUCAUGAAUGUGAAAGAUUAAGUAAUGACAUCCAUUCUCUUCAACUAGAAAUUGAUAUUCUUCGUGCUAAAAAGUCUGCUGAUGUAGAAAAAGAUAAACUGAUCGAAGAAAACCGUUCACUUCAAUUAGAAAUAGGUGUACUCCGUGGUCAGAAAGAAGGAGAAAAAACUCUAGACCGUGAACGAGAGAGGGAGAGAGAAAGACUAGCAGAGGAAAAUAGGAGACUUCGUGAAACUAUUGAAACUUUAAAAACUUCUACAAUGUUUAACUCUUCAGAGAAAAUGUGCUAUGACCAGCCACAACAGUCUGUAAUGGCUGUUGUUGAUGCUCUCCACUCAACUCAAAAACGUGUCUGGGAACUCGAGUCAGAUGGUAGAGAUGCUAGUAGAACAUUUGACAGAGAAGUUCUUGAGCUACGGUCCCAGCUUUCUGCUCGAACCAAACAACUAGAUGCCGCCACUCUUCAGUCAGAAGCAGCUAGAACUCGUCUGACAGAACUCCAAAACUCUUUAGCUCAAGCAAAUGCUAAUCAUAUGAAAAUGAAAGUUUUGCUGGAGGAGACAGAAAGAAGUUUGGAGCAAACACAGAAUGAUUUAAGUAGACUUCAGACAGAUUCUGUUCAUCAACAGGAGCGAAUUCAAAAAUUGGAAUAUGACCGCGCUGCCUUAGAAAAAGAAGUGAAUUCCCUUCGCUCUGAAGUACAGAGACUACAUGGUUCCAUCAAUGAUCUUGAAAAUGAGAAAGAUGAACUAAUAAGAACAGCUGAUGAAAGAGCAGAGCAAGUUCAAAUGUUGAGUGAAGACAUACGUCAAAGGGACAACCGGAUAAAGCAGUUGGAGAAAGCCAUUCAUGAUCUCCAGUAUGCUGCUGAGCGCGAUCAGAAGCAGCGGGCCGAGCUGGAGGAGUCGCUGCGCGCCAUGACCCGGGACUACGACCAGGCGGAGGCGUCGCGGCGCUCGCUGGCCGCCUCCAACGAGGCCGCCGUCAGGGAAAACAAGCGCCUUCAGGAGGAACUCGCUGCAAUGACUGCAUCCCUCCGAGCUACCACCCAGAGCUACGAAGAGUCUUGUCGAGAAGUGGACAACUUAAAGAAGCAGCUGCAAAUUUACGUCUUGGAAGUGGAGCGCUUUGAAGAAUUACUUGGCGAAAAGGAGGCAGAAAGAAGUGAAAUGCUUGAAACUUUCCGUAAUCUCAGUGAUGAAGCUUCAAAACUGGACUCACAUAACAUGACUCUGGAAACGGAAUAUAACACAAUGAGGGGCUCUCUUGAUCAGUAUCGAGAGCAAGUCCAUUCUCUUAAUCACCAAUUGGCUGAUAAAGAUGAAAUAGUUCAGAGCUACGAGAAACAGAUUGAGCAAUUAUCAGCGUCAAUUGCUCACUUAGAGCGUCAGCUGGAGGAGUCUCGAGUGGCGAGAGAAUCUGUUGAGCAGGAUCUUCAAUCAGCCCAUGGAUUAGCUCGUCAGCUUGAAUCUCAGAAAGAAGCGCUUCAAGAUAUGCUGGACAAUUUACAGCAACAAAAGGAAAAUGCUGAACGGCAAACUCAAGAUGUGUCUGAACAAGCUGCCCUCCUUCAACGCCAACAACAAGAGCUAAGAGCAACCAUCCAAUCAAUGGAAAACCUUCUUGCUGAGAGUAGAUCCCAGGUAUCUGCUCAAGCAGCAAGGGCUGCUGAACUUGAACAAGACAAUCGAACUAUGACUGCUCAAAUAGAAACUCUUCAGUAUACAGUUGAUCAGCUCACUGGAAGAGCAAAUAAAGCAGAAGAGUUACUAGAGAGAAAUAGAGAGAGUGUUGUAGAAUAUGAACGUAGAUUGCAGCAAAGUCUCUCAGAAGUAGAGAAACAAACACAGAAGCAGACAAGUCUCACACAAACAGCCAGUGAAAGAGAACAUGAAGUAAGGCAAAUGAGGGCAGAAAACGAUCACUUGGCCCGCACUCUUGAUGAGGCCAAAGAGGAGGUACAACGGUGCAGGGAAACUAUUGAAAGUUUAAAGCAGCGUGUUGCUGGGCUUGAAGAAUCUGAUCGAGCAAGUAGAAGAAAUAUGUCUGAUGCUAGACGAGAGGCUGCUGAGACCAUUAGAUUUUCAGAAGAUACGCACCGGAGUGCAUGUACUUGUGGGCCUCCUGUACCUGAGCCAACUGGCGAAAUAGUUAGCAGUGCUACUUGUUGCGGUUCUCCACCAGCUGAGCCCAGCAAUCGGCACUGUGCAUGUGGACCUCCAGCAUCAGAACACAACAAGAAAAUUCAGGUCUCCCCACACUACAAUAGGCCCCAUUCUGGGCGCCGUUCUUCAUCUCAAAGAGAAACUUCACAUGCACUCUCUCGUAGUUCCCAGUGGUAUGGAGGUGAGAUUCCUGAACAGGCUGGCGACAUUACUGCCCAUAUAAGGAACACACGAUUUGAUGCUCAAGAUCCCAGGUCAGCAGAGUUAGGCUGGAUUCACCCUGUGAAACCACAAUGUGGCCUAAGAUUACACAUGGAAGUUCCUCGGCCACCAUCGCAGACAACAAAUAGUGAUAUUAGAGCACGAACUCAAAUAUUUGGUUUGCUUGAAUUUGACAUGGCCUCUAAAAUGGCCAAAGGAGGUAUUAUGAUGCAUAAUCAAGCUGAAAUGAGAAAAAACUCUUUGGAUAAUUCAGCAACAAGAAAAGAGAGUCACCACAGCACAAGAAUCAGCUCAAUAGCUAUUCCAAUGCUGGACAAUGGGUUGCAUAGUGCAGGAAAGGCUCCUCCAUUAUCAUUUAGUUUGGGGAAAAGUACUGCUGCCUGCCAUAAUCCAAUUAUUCAAUAUCCUCCUAGCUGCCCUGAAAGUGUGAUAUCAGAAUCAAUGCCUCGCUUUGAUACUCCGAGUACUAUAUCCCCUUCUCUACUGUCCACUGUAAUGCAUGAAGAGAAAGAUAUGAAGCCAGAACAGUUAGCAUCAUCCAAUCAAUGGAAAUGUCAAUGCCCUGAUGCUCAUCCACCUCUUAAAAGAAAAUUCCCUCAAGAAAACAACUCUGCUCUUUCAUCAGCGUAUUCCUCGUUAGGAGAGGGCAACAAUGCUGGAUCAUUUUAUCAAGAGUACAAAUUUUCAGAAGAAAAGCCAUUUCCACAUUGUAAAUCCUCUCUCACCAAAAAUUUACAAUCUACCUCACAUAUUAAAUUGCACAAAGAUGAUAGAAUGUCACUGAAUCGACUUGGAAAAAGAAAAGAGCCUUCAGAGCUUGUGAAUGAAGAAAAUCUAGCCAAAGAACACCAGCUACCUUCAACGUCUAAUAAAGCGUCCAAUUACAGCAAAUUAUACUUUUCCCCAGUUGUGGCCUCUAGAGAAAAUUCAGAAGCCAUCAGUAAUUUUGACUCUGAACAAUCUAGUCAAAGUUUUCAGUCUUCUUCCAUAGGUGUUGGAGGUACAGACUAUAGACCCUUUCCUAUCAAUCUGCCUGACCCCAGCGUUACCCCUGUGCAAAACCAAACCCCAAUUUCAACUGAAAAGACACAACAGUUUCGUUUCCAAGUUGGAGUGACCACAUCUCAUAUUCAGGCUUCUUUGCAAGCUAUGUGUAGCCCUGGGCAGACUGAUGCCGAUAGAAUUGGAUGUCAAGUUAAUGAUUUAUCAGCCUCUGGUCCACUGCUACCUCUUUUCCAACUCCAACACCAGAGACAACAAAUUCAGUUAGCUCAACAACAGAAUCAGCUCCUUCAGCAGCAAAGGCUGAUGAAACAACAACAAGAACUGCAAGAACAGCAGGUUCUAGAACAAGAACAACUUCUACAGCAACAGUUGGCCCAGCAGCAACUGCUCCUUCAAAAACAACAAGUAGAGCAACAGCAAUUACUUCAGAAGGAACUCCAGCAUCUGCAGUUGUGUCUAGAACAGAGUCUAAUGGUUGCUGAGCCUAAUUUGCCAGAAUCUAAGGUUAACACUCUGUUGGAGAGUAACAAUGUUGCACGUCUACAUAACUCAACCUUGGGAGGAGGUGAUAAAGGUUUUAGCAGUUCUUUUGGAGAAGUGGCUCAAUUUACUUCCAAUAAUGUAACUGUCUCUGAACGGGCUGAGAUAUCUCAUGAUGCAAGUACUAUUGGACAUUGUUUUUCAAAAGACAGAAGGGAGGAGGAAAACAGAUGUAUUGAAAACCAAAAUAAAUCUGGCCCUCCAACAGGAACCAAAGUCAGAGAAGAAAAUGUAAUUGGGGAAGGAGUUUCUAAAGAACACAAAGAUUUCAAGCACUGUCUAGACAAAAAUGUCAGCAGGUGUAAUGAAAUCACAACAUCGCACCAGUUUCAACAGAAUUUCAAAACAAAUACAAUCUCUUCAAAGGAAAUAAGUCUUAAUAGUCAGAAAACCAUGUCUGCCCAUACAGCUGAGAAAAUUAACAUAAAUUGUGAUAAAUCUCAUGAUAAAAGAGAAUGUUGUUUUGUCACUAUUCCCACAAACCAUCAGCUUUGUUUCCCUUCAAAACUUAACUUACAUAGUGGAAAUCAAAAUAUACAUCCAUAUCACAGAAAGUCUAAAAAAAGUGCUCAUUCACAUCAAUCCAAUAAACAAUCAUUAGAUUCUGGAAAUUUCAGUGGGUGUGAUGACUCAUAUUCUGAUUGCAGUAAGAAAGAUUAAGAACUGAUAUACACUGUUCAACUUUAAUAAGGUCUGGCAAGGGUAAAAUUUAUAUCUAAAAGUUGUGUGGUUUUUGUGUUUAAAAUUAAUCUGGUGUAUCAUAUGUAACAGAGCAAAGCAAGUCAAUUAC